AUGGAUUUUUCAAGAAGAUCGAUACAGAGAUAUUAUAGAGAUGAAAGCAUGCCAUCUCAUAUAAAAUCAUUUUCAGUAGAACUGCCAGAAGUUAUUUCUCCGAAGUCUUUUGCUGGUGCUAUGCUCAGCCAUAAAGAAGGGGAUUUAGAACCUUUAAAGGAUUUUAUGAAAAAACGAAAAAUGAUUCAGGCUAUGAUGUCGCCACAAGAUAUUUCGCUGAAUCAUGGAGAAAUUAGUCCUAUUGACAUUCAUACAAAAAUAUAUUUUGAAUGCAAAAAGAAAAAGAAAAAUAUGCAUAGGAAAAUAAUGAGGCUGAAGCUGCCAACGAUAUCUUACUUAAAAUAA
Molecule: messenger RNA, 345 nt
Organism: Blepharisma stoltei
Lineage: Eukaryota; Ciliophora; Heterotrichea; Heterotrichida; Blepharismidae
Source: the annotation of a GenBank genome assembly